GCCGCCACCCGCUCCCCGGACGCGUCCAGGACCCGCUGCGCCGCGAGCCAUCCCGGGCCCCGGCGUGCGCCCCAGACACGGUGACCCCGGUCCGCGCGAGCCUCCUCCCCUCACCGCGACCCUACCAGGCCCCGCAACCCGGCUGCUCCGAGCCAUGGACGCCCCGGAGCCGCAGCCCGACCCCGACGGUGGGGACGGCCCAGGCCACGAGCCCGGAGGCAGUCCCCAGGACGAGCUGGACUUUUCCAUCCUCUUCGAUUAUGACUAUCUGAACCCCAUCGAAGAAGAACCGAACGCACAUAAGGCCAUCAGCUCACCCUCCGGACUCGCAUACCCGGAUGAUGUCCCGGACUAUGGCCUCAAGCCAGUCAACCCCCUGGCCAGUUUCUCUGGCGAGCCCCCAGGCCGGUUCGGAGAGCCGGAUAGGCUAGGGUUCCAGAACUUUGUGAGCCCGGCCAAGCCACCAGGGGCUUCGGGCCCGAGCCCUCGGAUCGAGAUCACUCCAUCCCACGAACUGAUGCAGGCAGGGGGGGCCCUCCGUGGGAGAGACGCUGGCCUGCCCCCGGAGCAGCCGGCCCUGGCUCUGGCCGGCGUGGCCGCCAGCCCGAGGUUCACCCUGCCCGUGCCCGGCUUCGAGGGCUACCGCGAGCCGCUUUGCUUGAGUCCCGCUAGCAGUGGCUCCUCUGCCAGCUUCAUUUCUGACACCUUCUCCCCCUACACCUCGCCCUGCGUCUCGCCCAAUAACGCCGGGCCCGACGACCUGUGUCCCCAGUUUCAAAACAUCCCUGCUCAUUAUUCCCCCAGAACCUCUCCAAUAAUGUCACCUCGAACCAGCCUCGCCGAGGACAGCUGCCUGGGCCGACACUCGCCCGUGCCCCGUCCUGCGUCCCGCUCCUCCUCACCCGGUGCCAAGCGGAGGCAUUCGUGCGCAGAGGCCUUGGUUGCCCCUCUGCCCGCAGCCUCACCCCAGCGCUCCCGGAGCCCCUCGCCACAGCCCUCGCCUCACGUGGCACCCCAGGACGACGGCAUCCCCGCUGGGUACCCCCCCACGGCCGGCUCUGCUGUUCUCAUGGAUGCCCUCAACAGCCUGGCCACCGACUCGCCCUGCGGGAUCCCCUCCAAGAUAUGGAAGACCAGUCCUGACCCAACUCCCGUGUCCACCGGGCCGUCCAAGGCGGGCCUGGCCCGCCACAUCUACCCUGCUGUGGAGUUCCUGGGGCCUUGUGAGCAGGAGGAGAGGAGGAAUUCUGCUCCCGAGUCCAUCCUGCUGGUACCACCCACCUGGCCCAAGCAAUUGGUGCCCGCCAUUCCCAUCUGCAGCAUCCCCGUGACUGCAUCCCUCCCUCCACUAGAGUGGCCACUCUCCAAUCAGUCAGGCUCCUAUGAGCUGCGGAUCGAGGUCCAGCCCAAGCCCCAUCACCGGGCCCACUAUGAGACGGAGGGCAGCCGUGGUGCGGUCAAGGCCCCAACAGGAGGCCACCCUGUGGUGCAGCUCCACGGCUACAUGGAGAACAAGCCCCUGGGGCUUCAGAUCUUCAUUGGGACAGCCGAUGAGAGGAUCCUUAAGCCACACGCCUUCUACCAAGUACACAGGAUCACUGGCAAAACUGUUACCACCACCAGCUAUGAGAAGAUUGUGGGCAACACCAAGGUCCUGGAGAUCCCCCUGGAACCAAAGAACAACAUGAGAGCCACCAUCGACUGUGCAGGCAUCCUGAAGCUUCGAAACGCCGACAUUGAGCUGCGGAAGGGCGAGACAGACAUCGGCAGGAAGAACACGCGAGUGCGCCUGGUGUUCCGUGUGCACGUCCCGGAGCCCAGUGGCCGAAUCAUUUCCCUGCAGGCGGCGUCCAACCCCAUCGAAUGCUCUCAGCGCUCUGCCCACGAGCUGCCCAUGGUGGAGAGACAAGAUGUGGACAGCUGCCUGGUCUACGGGGGCCAGCAGAUGAUCCUCACGGGCCAGAACUUCACGGCUGAGUCCAAGGUUGUGUUCAUGGAGAAGACCACAGAUGGGCAGCAGGUUUGGGAGAUGGAAGCCACAGUGGAUAAAGACAAGAGCCAGCCUAACAUGCUUUUUGUUGAGAUUCCUGAGUAUCGGAACAAGCACAUCCGCGUACCCGUGAAAGUGAACUUCUAUGUCAUCAACGGAAAGAGAAAACGAAGUCAGCCACAGCAUUUUACCUACCACCCAGUCCCGGCCAUCAAGACGGAGCCCAACGACGAGUAUGACCCGUCUCUGAUCUGCAGCCCGGCCCACGGGGGCCUGGGGAGCCAGCCGUAUUACCCACAGCACCCAAUGCUGGCUGAGUCGCCCUCCUGUCUUGUGGCUACCAUGGCCCCCUGCCAACAGUUCCGCUCGGGGCUCUCAUCCCCCGAUGCCCGCUACCAGCAGCAGAGCCCCGCAGCAGCUCUCUACCAGAGGAGCAAGAGCCUGAGUCCCGGCCUGCUGGGCUACCAGCAGCCGACCCUCCUGGCAGCACCCUUGGGUCUGGCUGAUGCCCACCGUUCUGUGCUAGUGCAUGCUGGCUCUCAGGCCCAGGGCCAGGGCUCCACCCUGCCACACACAUCCUCGGCUAGCCAGCAGGCCUCUCCCGUGAUCCACUGCUCACCCACCAACCAGCAGCUUCGCGGAGGGGGGCACCAGGAGUUUCAGCAUAUCAUGUACUGUGAGAACUUCGGCCCCAGCGCUGCCAGGCCUGGCCCUCCUCCCGUCAGCCAAGGCCAGAGGCUGAGCCCAGGCUCCUACCCCACAGUCAUCCAGCAACAGACUGCCCUGAGCCAAAGAGCUACCAAAAACGGACCUCCAGUCAGUGACCACAAGGACGCUGUGCCCACUGGAGUGACGGUCAAACAGGAACAGAAUCUGGACCAGACCUACCUGGAUGACGAGCUGAUAGACACACACCUUAGCUGGAUACAAAACAUAUUAUGAGACCGAGUGACUGGUCUUUGAUCCGAGAAAUCAAAGUGAAAGUUAAUGAAAUCAUCAGGAAGGAGUUUUCAGGACCUCCCCCCCAAAACCAGACCUAGAAACAGCCAUUAUCGCAACACGCCUUCCACCUUGGGCCCCUUCUUACCUCCCCCUGCCUUCUCUGACUGGAACACUGUGCGAGCGUGCAGUGCAGGAGCCUGCCGCCUCUCAAAGGUCAAAAGGUCAUCUCAGCUGAGGGCCGCGGUGACUGGAUGAAAAAGCAAUGGCCUGCUGACCAAAGCCCCAUUCUCAACUCAUCAGGAAGCUGAGCUUGCCCGAGCCCCAGAGGCUGGGCUGGGGGAGAGAACUGGGGAGCUUCCAUCGAGUCCCAGCCCACAGACACGGCUCCUAACUCUCUCGAAGACUGUUUAGACAGAGCAACCAAAAGUACGUGGCCCGACUUGUGGCCUCAAAAACUCCAGGUCCCUGUAGGAGCCCAAACUGGACCACCGUCUCUGCCCCAGCUGGCCCACCAUCUCUGCCCGAGCUGGGCGGUAGCAGAGCUUUAUUUUGAAUUUUCUUUCCACAGCCAAACUGCCUUGUCCUGGCAGGCCCCACCUGUUCUGACUUCUCAGCCUUAAGUUAUAACACGUGUACUUGUUUGCCUGCUUCUGGGGCUUUGUUUCAUUUUUCUCUGCUUCAAAGAGCCAACCAAGGGGUCUGCAGGCUGGGCCCCCUCAGCCACUUACUCCCUGACCCUGCUGCCGGCACCAGACCUCUGGUGGGACCCAGCCCGGGCUGCCUGUUGAGAACAACGCUUCCGAAGGCUCCUCUCCACCCUCCUCCCAGACAGAGCCUGCUCCGCCCAGGAGCUGGGAGAACCUUCUGGGACUUCGCAUUGACUGUUACAGAGCUGAAGCCACCUACCCAAAUCAAAUGCCCGCAGGUGUGUGUCAUGACUGCCACCACACAGAACAAAGGAGCUGAAAUCAACCCCUACCCUAAACACCAAGCGGGAAAGCGCUGGAAUAAGCCCAUGGCUGUUUCUUACCUGGCUGCAUGUAAAAGUCCCUGUAGAACCCAAGGCACUGCGCGUGUAACUCAGGCAGAUCGGCCCCAGCAUGUGCCUUAGCGUGACCUAGCCCUGCGUGGCCGACCUGUGUGUCCUGUGGGACUCCACACUGGCUUUCAUUGCGGUCCUCCAGUCUUCCUCCCCGGUGCAACUAUUUCUCUGUUGUUCGUCUUGUGUUUUUCCUCCCCACAUGAGCAAGAUUGCUUUCUCCGCUCGCCUUCGCCACAGACGCCCCUGUACACGUUGGGCGGGCACGUCAAGUGACUUUCUCAGCGGCUCCGUCUGCUAGGCAGAGGGCCCAAAUAGCUAACCACAGUGGCUAAAUACUCACCAUGGGCUCCUUACAUUCUGACUUUGUCAAGGCCAUCCCAAAGUACAUCUUGCGAGCUGGGCCAGCUGUGGCUAGCUCUUUAAACAGAGACCUCAUGCCCAAGGUUCAGCUUGAGCAUGACAAGAGUGACUUUUUGGCUAAUAUCUAGUAUUUCCUGCCCCUAGCGGCAACACCUGGCUUCCCUCCACCCUCCCCAAGCUAGACCUGAGCAGAAUCUCCUUUGAACCCAGAAUGUCCACAAGCAGUUGAACACUGAGUCCCUGCUUCUGAGUGCUUCCUUCUAAUCAAAGCGAGCUUCCCUGCCGGCCCUUUACUGGCGCAAUACCGACUUCUCUGGGGAAGGGUGACAAGGGUUUAGUGAGGGAUCAGUUCUCACUUGCUCUGGCUGGCAGCCACUUUUUGCACAUGAGGAAUCGGGCCCUUCCUUGGAUUAUCUCGAUGUUUUACCCAAGUGCCUUCCUGCAAUUGUAGUGAGUAGUUCAGCUGCAUUGUCUACAGGGUGAAAAAGGGCUAACUCAUUUCCCAUUAAUCUUCUAACCAUGUCAGCAAGAGGGUUUCCCGUAGUUCAGAUCCUGUAUCUUUGUGUGUGCAUCUUUGUGUGUGUACACACACACACACACCGGCAUAUGCAAUGCCCUUCUCUUUAGACUAUCUUAGCUGGAUAGUCUAAGAAACCUUCUCAUAAACAAGUAGACCAGGAAGCCAAGGAGAGAAAGUAGCAUUUGUUCCCAGCCAGGCCAGAGAAAGUAUGUGAGCAGCAGACAGUCUGCUAUCAAGGAGAUUUGGUCAGGCACAGAGAAACUUCGCUGGGAGUGGUUGCUUAUAAACUGUUUCCAGAGUGGGAAGAUGCCGAUCUAAGUCAGUGAGAAGAAGAUGCCGAGUAGUGAAGGUGGGCGUGUCCCACCUGGGUCAGGAGGGCCGAGGCAGAAACUUGUCCUCAUUAAAUCCAUGGUGACGUUAGUGCGUCACUCUGACAGUUCCGUCUUGCUGAAUGUGGUACUUAACUCUCCAAACUCCGAACAUCUUCCUGAUUGUACAAAGAUACAGCUGCUGAAGAGUAGAUAUCCACCUAGAUCCCUAUGGUAUUAAAUUUUAUUUUCUUACCUGGAUUUUGAUGCUUUUUAAUCUGCCCUCAAAAUAUCCCUGUUGGAGUUAGAACAUAUUUAUAAAUGGUCAGAUGUCUUUUUAAGGGUUUUGUUUUUUUCCACAUAUGUCUUGAUUUUCUGUAAGAGAAAUGGUGUAUUCUUGAAAGUUUUCAUUCCAGAAUAACAAAUCCAAAGAUUCACCUUGGACCGCUGUGAGGACCCUGGGGCAAGAGGGAGGAGGGCUGGGAGGAGAGAGCAUCUUUUUCUUGCUUGAGAAAGAUACCUACUCCUUCAGCCUCCAGCCUGGCUGUCUCUGAGAAUUGUGCACAAAGUGUUUAGUUGGUAGUUUCCUGAUUUAAAGCCACAGAACCCUGUCUUUUCAUGGACUGACAAGACCCUACAGGCAGGCUGAUGUUGACAAAACCAACCACGUGGAGUCCUCACAGGUGUCCCCAUGUACAGCCUCCGAAGGACAGCCACCUUUUAUCCGACACAUCAUAGCCGUGGACAAAGUGAGCUGGUUCCUCCCAAGACCUGGGAUAGCUUGUUCCCAUCUGGUAGUCUUGUCAUCUGCCGCCGGUGGCACCCUCACACAGAGAGGUCAGAAGCGGCAUGUUUUGAUUGUCACUCAGAACCAAAGAGACGCUGAGUCGGUUUGCUUUUGCACCACAGUGCUCAGCAUUGACAGACUGGGGGGGGGGACUACUUAACAACUGUGUUCAUUAGGCACUCCAGAAAAGACGCAGGGGUGGCCAGGCUAGGAUAAGCAUUCCUGAACUCUUUGCUGGAAGGGCAACCUUGAGGAGCUUGAGACAUCCUCACUGCUGAGGUCUCCCAACCUUGGCUCUCAAACUUCAUGAGAGUUUCCUGCAGUUCAGCCAGCUGCUAACAAUGAAGCAACAUCACCUUCACCUAUGACCAACUUACCCGUGCCUUGACACACAGCCUUGUCUUAACCCAGUUUGUUUACAGCUAACUCUAGUGAUGGACAAGAGUCGUGUUUCCCUGAGCAGGCCCCUCUGAGAUCACAGAGCGGCGUUGGGAGUCAAAGGAUUAAUGCUGUCUCUGUGCAGCUCCCCGGGGCAGAUGGGAAUCAAUUUCCCUGCCCUUUCAGGGUUUACAUGGGCUGGGUGCAGUUGGUGCUGUUGCUGUGUGACCAGGAGCCCCAGCAUUCUGGUUGGCCAGAGCAUACUGUUGGAGUAUCCCAGUCAUCGUAUCAGAGAACUGCUGCCCCCCCCCCACCUCUCAGCCCUCACAGGGAGUCCCACAAUCCUCCAGCUCCUAGAGGUUGCCCCAGUGAUGACUGAAGACCAGGGUUCAGGAAGAACCCCGACGGCCUUGAGGAGUCGGCAAAUAUCACAUUCCUAUGCAAAACGAUUUUAAUCUCCAAUUUCAUGUAGUUUAUUUUUGCUAUGUGUAAAGUAUUUUUAUACGGCUUGUAUGAUGACAGCUUAGCAAUAAAACAGUUGAGAGCAACUUU
Messenger RNA from Mesocricetus auratus (golden hamster), 6879 nucleotides. RefSeq names its product nuclear factor of activated T cells 2 (gene Nfatc2). Gene Ontology annotation, cellular component: transcription regulator complex. Gene Ontology annotation, molecular function: DNA-binding transcription factor activity, RNA polymerase II-specific; transcription factor binding; RNA polymerase II cis-regulatory region sequence-specific DNA binding. The coding region runs from base 155 to 2932 and encodes 925 amino acids. NCBI's taxonomy places the organism in Eukaryota, Metazoa, Chordata, Mammalia, Rodentia, Cricetidae. The record is from RefSeq and is a predicted model, not a curated record. Gene Ontology annotation, biological process: cytokine production; calcineurin-NFAT signaling cascade; regulation of transcription by RNA polymerase II. The transcript has 11 exons.